Camelina sativa (false flax) is the source of this 549-nucleotide messenger RNA. RefSeq lists its product as uncharacterized. The record is from RefSeq and is a predicted model, not a curated record. NCBI's taxonomy places the organism in Eukaryota, Viridiplantae, Streptophyta, Magnoliopsida, Brassicales, Brassicaceae.
AUGACGAACUCUUGGCCGAUCGUAUUUACUGAGGCUGACACAGCAGGCCUAACUGGGCCACACAAUGACCCACUGGUGGUCGAGCUAGAAUUUGGUGGAAGCAUGGUAACCAAAAUCCUGAUCGACACAGGCAGCUCGAUCAAUGUUAUCUUUAAGGAUGAGCUCAUCCAAAUGAGGUCGAUCUACGGACGACCAAGCUCGAUGUACAACCUCUCACCGGAUUCGACGGUGACACAGUUUGUGCCAGUUUACGUGGGCGGAAUGAUGCAUUGUAUCAACUUCACCAUCAUCGACAAGCUGAUUGUUUACAAUGUUAUCCGCGGCACGCCCUGGUUACAUAAGAUGAAAGCAGUGGCAUCGACUUAUCAUCAGUGUGUAAAGUUUCCGACCUCUAGAGGAAUAUUUACACUACGAGGAGACUCGCUAGUAGCGAGAACAUGUUUCAUUAUCGAAAGGCAGCAACGCAGCGCCCGGACGUUCACCAUUUCAGACCCCGCCGAGCAGAGGAUGGUCGUGUUCGCAAGAACACAGAAUCAGUCAUCCAAGUAA